AUGGAUCCUGCAAUGUACUUUUUGCAUACAAAUGGACAGUUGAGCGGUGUAAUAUGUUGCCAUGUUGAUGAUUUUUUACAUGCUGGAAAUGAAUGCCUUGAGAGAAUUAUGAUGAGUUUGCGAAAAAGGUUUGUAGCUGGAAAAGUAGAGGAAGGCAAUUUUGAUUAUAUUGGAUUCAGAGUCAUGCAACAGUCCAGUGAAAUUUUGCUAGACCAAUCCCGGUAUGUAGGAAAUAUAAAUACACUAAGUUUAGAUACUAAGAGGGUGCAACAGAAAGAAGACAUUCUUACAGAUGAAGAACAAUCCACCUACAGACAAAUUAUUGGCCAGAUCAACUGGGCUGUACAAGGAAGUAGACCAGACAUGGCUUUUGAACUCAUUGACCUGAGUACCAAGCUAAAACAAGCAACUGUGGGUGAUUUGUGCAGGGCAGUCAAAACAGUCAACAGAUUGAAAGAUGUGAGAUCUAUGAUUACAUUUCCCAGACUUAGCAAAAAUGUCAGUGACUGGAGGAUUGUGGUAUUCACAGACGCUUCUCUGUGUAACAUCAGCAGCGGGACUGGAAGUACUGCAGCUUUUGUUAUGUGGUUAGCCGACAGUCAGGGAAAAUGUUGCCCACUUGCAUGGCAUACAAACAAGAUCAAACGGGUCGUUCGCUCAACAAUUGCUGCUGAGGCACUAAGUCUACAAGAAGGUCUUGAAUGUGGCUAUUACUAUAGACAGAUGCUAGAGGAUAUUAUGAAGCUUCAAAGUAACACCAUACCAAUAAUUGCUUAUGUUGACAACAAAAGUGUCAUUGAUGCUAUACAUUCCACCAAGUUAGUUGAUGACAAGCGCCUGCGGGUUGACAUAGCAGCCAUCAAUGAAUCUUUGUCCAGGAAUGAAGUAAAGGAUGUACGAUGGUGUCCGGGUAAAUACCACCUUGCAGACUGCAUGACCAAACGAGGAGCUUCUGGUUACAAUCUGCUGGAAGUAUUUCAUGGAGGGCAAUUUUCAGAAGAGUUUAUAUAA
This is a messenger RNA of Ruditapes philippinarum (Manila clam), 1011 nucleotides long. RefSeq lists its product as uncharacterized. The transcript has a single exon. Lineage: Eukaryota; Metazoa; Mollusca; Bivalvia; Venerida; Veneridae. The record is from RefSeq and is a predicted model, not a curated record. Bases 1 to 1011 code for a protein of 336 amino acids. Gene Ontology annotation, molecular function: nucleic acid binding.